AUGGUGAAAGUGGAGACUGUGCAAACAAAGCCUUUUCAAGGGCAAAAACCAGGAACAAGUGGAUUAAGAAAAAGGGUUCCUGAAUUUCAACAGCAACACUACACCGAAAAUUUUAUACAAGCAGUUUUGGACGGAGGUCUUGGAUCUAAAAAGAAGGGUGCCACCCUUGUAGUCGGUGGAGACGGAAGAUUUUUAUCAAAGGAGGCUGUAAACGUCAUAAUAAAAAUUGCUGCGGCAAACGGGGUAGCUCAUUUGAUCAUUGGACAGAAUGGUUUCUUGUCAACACCAGCAGUCUCCAAUUUGAUCAGAAAGGGAUUUGAAGGAAAAAAGAUUGAUGGAGGCAUCAUCCUCACUGCUAGCCACAACCCAGGUGGACCCAAAGGUGAUUUUGGCAUCAAAUUCAACUGUGAAAAUGGAGGCCCAGCUCCUGACGCUGUAACGAAUGCUAUAUAUAAUAUCACCACACAAAUGACUACCUACACCAUCUGUUCGGAAUUGCAAUGCGAUUUUUCUCAAAUUGGAAGGAGUGAGUUCGAUGUAGACAAUGUCGGACACUUCGUCGUGGAUGUUAUCGACUCUGUGAAGGAUUAUGUAGAGUUGAUGCAAAAAAUCUUCGAUUUUGCCAAGGGGUUCGGAUCUUUGGAGGGCGAUGGAGAGCGUAGUCGACAGCUUCAGCGACUUUUCACUCGCUCUGUUCAAAAGUGUAGAGAACUUACCACCAUGAGUUUGUUCAAAUCGUUUUGCAAACGUGGAAAUCAUGAUCAGACUGUUCCGAAACCGGACUUUGGUGGUGGCCAUCCUGACCCUAAUCUAACCUAUGCGAAAAACCUGGUUGAACAGCUAAGAAGAGGAGAGCAUGAUUUUGGAGCAGCUUUUGAUGGCGAUGGGGAUCGCAAUAUGAUCCUAGGAAGGAAUGGAUUUUUCGUUACCCCGAGCGAUUCUCUCGCUGUAAUUGCUGAUAACCUAGGCUGUAUUCCCUAUUUCCAGUCUAAGAAAGUGGCAGGUUUCGCACGUUCCAUGCCUACGGCUGGUGCUGUAGAUCUAGUUGCCAAAGCCAAAGGUUUGGAGGUUUUCGAGACACCUACGGGAUGGAAAUAUUUUGGCAACUUGAUGGAUGCCGGACGCAUAUAUUUAUGUGGUGAAGAGUCUUUUGGAACUGGUAGUGAUCACAUAAGGGAAAAGGACGGUGUAUGGGCCAUGCUAGCAUGGUUGCAAAUUCUAGCCGAUAAAAAACUUUCAGUAGAAGAUAUUGUGAAAGAGCAGUGGAAGCGCUAUGGGAGAAACGUUUUCACGAGAUAUGAUUACGAAAAUGUCGACGCUUCGGGAGCCAAUUUAUUGAUGACUUUCCUCGAAGCACAAAUGGCGGCAUUUGUAGGCAAAGAGCUCAGCGCAAACAAUGUUGCUUACAAGGUUGUUUUUGACUACAUUAGAACCAUUCCUCUCUGA
This is a messenger RNA of Haemonchus placei, 1446 nucleotides long. The record is from the annotation of a GenBank genome assembly. Lineage: Eukaryota; Metazoa; Nematoda; Chromadorea; Rhabditida; Trichostrongylidae.